Molecule: messenger RNA, 1419 nt
Organism: Didymodactylos carnosus
Lineage: Eukaryota; Metazoa; Rotifera; Eurotatoria; Philodinida; Philodinidae
Source: the annotation of a GenBank genome assembly
AUGUUUUAUGAGAAUAACACUUGUCGAUAUGAAGGAGAAAUAAAAGAUGGUAAACGACACGGAGAAGGAUACUGUUUAUACAAAUAUUCACAUAAAUUUGAAUGGCAAGGUCAAUGGAGAGAUGAUAUGUGGUGUCAAGGAUUAUUUACGUGGGAGAACGGGGAGCAGUUUAUCGGGAGAUGGGAAGGGGAUAAACAAUACGGUGUUUAUAGCAGUUUUGAUGGAGUGACGUAUGAGGGUGAAUGGAAACAUGGCAUUGCUCAUGGACGAGGAAAAGUAACAAGUGGAAAUUCACAUUAUUAUGACGGAGAAUGGAUUGAUGAUAAGAAACAUGGUCACGGCGUCACGGUAGUUCCUGGUGUCUAUAGUUAUGAUGGAGAUUGGAAAGAGGACCAGUUUGAUGGAUAUGGUACGUACACGUGGUUCGAGAGUGGAGAUAAAUAUAUUGGUGAAUGGAAAAAUGGACUGAAACAUGGACGAGGUCUCCUAACAUCGGUAAAUAAUGAACACUUUGACUGUGAGUUCAAAAGAGAUUUAUUGAAUGGAGAAGGUAUCUACACAGGACCAAACGGUACUCGAUACGAAGGCACAUAUGAGGAUGGUAAAAUGAACGGUUAUGGAUGCCUAAAAUUACCUAUCGGCGAUGUUUAUGAAGGAGAAUUCAAAGACGACUUGAGACACGGUCAUGGAAAAUAUGUGUGGAAUGAUGGACUCACGUACGUAGGAGAGUGGAAAGAUGGUUUGAAACAUGGUAGAGGAAUUGAGGCUUGGCCUUGUGGUACAUUAUAUGAUGGCGAGUGGGAAAACAAUUUGAUGCAUGGAAACGGUAAAAAGAAAUGGGUUGACGGUUCGGAGUACGACGGCAACUGGAAAAAUAACCAGAAACAUGGAUAUGGAUUAUAUUCUUGGUCAAGUGGAGAAAAAUAUGGAGGAGAGUGGAGGAACGAUCUGAAACACGGAGUCGGUUGGAUGAUUACUGCCAAUGGAGAUUGGUAUGAAUGCGAGUGGGAAAAUGAUAAAAUGAACGGACAAGGCGAAGUCACUUUUAUACGUGGAGAUUAUUACGUGGGAGAGUUUAAGGAUAAUAUGAGGAAUGGACAGGGUAUCUAUAUUUGGGCAGAUGGCGCUAUAUACGAAGGCGAAUGGGAAAACAGUUUAUUACAUGGACGCGGUAAGUUGACAUGGGAAAAUGGCGCAGGCACCUACGAUGGAGGAUUUGAAAAUGGUGGACACCACGGUUUUGGAAUAAAGCGUUGGCCAAACGGAAGUCGAUACGAAGGCGAGUGGAAAGAGAAUGAAAGAAAUGGUUUUGGUACGUAUUGGUGGAGAGAUGGGACAAAAUAUGAAGGAGAGUGGGGAGAUGAAAUAGACGCUGAUUUACAUCAUAACGGCGCACAGCGUUCAAUUGUUGCGGGUUGA